Molecule: messenger RNA, 1110 nt
Organism: Penicillium bovifimosum
Lineage: Eukaryota; Fungi; Ascomycota; Eurotiomycetes; Eurotiales; Aspergillaceae
Exons: 2
Coding region: 1-1110 (369 amino acids)
Biological process (GO): tRNA wobble position uridine thiolation
Cellular component (GO): cytosol
Molecular function (GO): tRNA binding; sulfurtransferase activity
Source: RefSeq, a predicted model, not a curated record
AUGCCGGCAAAGGAGCUGAACAAGCCAUGCAUGGAUUGCAAGAAUGCCGAAUUCGAGCUCAUUGUCCGCCAGAGGCAGCUUUGCAGUUCCUGCUUUAGGCGUUUCAUCGCACACAAAGUUCAGUCGCGCCUGAGUGUCUACAGGGCUUUUGGUCUUGACGGGCCUCGCAACCAGUUGCUUCUUCCUGUGUCUUUCGGCGUUUCCUCCUCGGUCUUGUUACACAUAUUAUACGCCGAUCGCCAGGCCCGCUUGAGCAAUGGGCGUCCUCUGGGCUACGACUUCCAUAUUCUCGUCAUUGAACCUUCAACUGUCGCGGCCACCGGUUCUCCCUUCGAUAAGAACUACAAAGCACUUCAAAAGAAUUUCCCAAUGCCAGCCAUCACUCGGAUACCGUUCUACAGUAUCUUUGACUAUGUCCCAGAGAUGCAAGAAAUCAUGAAGGAAUAUGGUGGACCGCAAUUCACAGAUGACAGCUCACGAUCAAAUGGAGAGCGGUUGGCUGCCUUCCGUGCAUCCAUAUCUACCGCCACCUCCAAAACGGAUAUCGAUACCAUUUUGCUGACAAGACUCGUCGCCGAAUUUGCGAAAAAGUCUGGAUGUGAAUCUGUGAUCUGGGGUGACUCAGACAGCCGUCUCGCUGCGAAAGCACUGGCAGGUGUCGCUAAGGGACGCGGAGCUUCCCUCACCUGGCAGGUAUCCGACGGCAUCUCCCCUUGGGGUGUGAGAUUCGAGUACCCGCUCCGUGAUCUGUUCAAGGCCGAGUUGCUUCAGUAUGAGAGUGUCUGUGCGGAGCUCUCCGACAUCAUCGUUCCUGAUCAACCGCCCUCUGAUAACGUCCUUACUAAAAACCUUUCAAUUGACGAGCUGAUGCUGCGGUAUGUUCAAAAUCAAGGCGCAAAGUAUCCAGGUGUCAUGGCGAACGUGGCCAGGACUGCAAACAAACUUAAUCCGUCUACUUCUGGCAGUGCACCGACGUGUGCUCUUUGCGCUGGUCUACUCGGAAAUGUCACAGGCAAUUCAGGGGUUACCGUUGCAAAUCAGGCAGAGGAUAACCACAGCUCCCAAUUCUGUUAUGGGUGUAUGCGGUCUCGGCCUGGGGAGCUUUGCUGA